Messenger RNA from Penicillium canariense, 4545 nucleotides. Its product is annotated as E3 ubiquitin-protein ligase SSM4. NCBI's taxonomy places the organism in Eukaryota, Fungi, Ascomycota, Eurotiomycetes, Eurotiales, Aspergillaceae. Gene Ontology annotation, cellular component: endoplasmic reticulum membrane. The transcript has 3 exons. Bases 1 to 4545 code for a protein of 1514 amino acids. The record is from RefSeq and is a predicted model, not a curated record. Gene Ontology annotation, molecular function: zinc ion binding.
AUGGACUUUGCGGCACACUCCUCUCGCGACCUUGCGGGCAUGUCCUCCUUUCCCGACUUGAUGAACGACCCAGCUUUCGACGGGCGAGAAGGAUGGACUGAAGACAUGGAUACUUGCCGAAUCUGCCACGGAGAAGCGACGGAGGAGGAGCCGCUUUUUUACCCUUGCAAGUGCAGUGGUAGCAUCAAGUUCGUUCACCAAAGCUGCUUGGUGGAGUGGCUGUCCCACUCGCAGAAGAAGCAUUGCGAGCUCUGCAAAACACCCUUUCGCUUUACGAAACUAUAUGAUCCAAACAUGCCCCAAAGCCUCCCGACUCCGUUAUUUCUCCAACAAGCCAUUAUUCAAACAGUUCGAACCCUGGUGACCUGGCUGCGCUUUGUUCUCGUCGCAUUUGUGUGGUUGGGUUGGCUGCCAUGGUCAAUGCGCGCAAUUUGGAGGGCGCUUUUCUGGCUCGCUGACGGCCGUUGGUCGACCGGUGGGACUGUCCAGCAACGAGGCGCACAAGCUGUUCAGAAUGGUGUUGCGCAAUGGGCUGUCAACGGCACAGCGGCCACCACUGCCGCGCUCAGCUCGAUGACCUUGGGGGGUUCGAGUACCGCCUACUCCUCGGCCAUUCCUGGGCCCUCGGCGCAAGCCUCAGCCCUCAGUUUCCCAGCUGGUGAUCCGCUCAUGCUUACAUUCAUCAAGAAAAUUAUCCCUAGCCUAUUCAUUCCUGCAUUGUCACCAAGUGCCGGCCAAAAUGGCUCUCAUGCAAACGGCCAUACUGGCUCGGCCAAACCGCGAUACCCAUCAUGGCUCUCCGAUGUCAAAUUCCUAAAUACGUUGACGCCUUACCCGACGAUCAACAAUAUGAUCAUUGAUACUUUGGAGGGCCAACUCAUCACUUUACUUGUGGUCGUUGCUUUCAUUCUUCUUUUCUUGAUUCGAGAAUGGGUUGUCCAGCAGCAGCCCAUGGCCAACAUUGCGGAGGGAGAGCGUGAGGCAGCGCUGGAGUUGAUUGCCAAUAAUCGACCAAACGAGCAGGAGCAGGGACUGCGUCCAGAUUUUGCUCCCCCUCGUCCUCAUGUGGAUGUUCAGCCUGAAGCCGAUGCACCCGCUGAGCAAGAAAAUGAUGUGCCUCCUCGCUCUGCCAAUCAUUCACCGGCACCCUCCUGGACUGAUUCUGAUGAUGGUCUCCCUGUGUAUGAUAGACAGGCAGGGUUGCGGGAUGAUACUUCCGCGAGGAAUUUGUUUCAGAAUAAUUCUGAGAUGGACGGGGGGCCCCCAGAACGUCAAUCGGGGAACACUCCUCAACACUCCGAAAUGGCGUUCUUCCAAGACAUCAUGGAACGUGCCAAUGGUGAUCGGGAUGAGGUCUUGCGAAUCAUUCGAGAGGAAGGCCAUGAAGAGGAACUACGCUGGAUUGUCGAUGCACUUAGCAGGGCGCCGCUCGAUCAACCACUUCCUGACCCUUCGACUCGCACAGCGCGCCUUUUUCCUAUAGAGUCCUCUCAGUCAUCUCAUGGCUAUGGCACAAUGACCCCAGAUAGUGAAAAUGCUGAUGCGCAACCACAGUCUGAUCAGCCAGCCACAGGACAGGACGCCAAUUAUGAACCAUCUUCAAGAGAAGAUGAGGUGAUUGCGAGGAUUCCAGCUGAUCAUCAGCCUCCAAAGAACGUGGGUGACCGCCUGAUCGAUUGGUUCUGGGGGGACAUCACUCCUGAUGACCGUGAUCACGGAGACCAACUUCUAGAGGACGACGAGCAGAUCAUUCAAGACCGGGCAUUGGAAGACCCCUUUGUCCCUGUGCUAAACCGGCUGGAGGAGCGCCCAGCCAAUGGAGGGGUGAUGGCCGAAGCUGCAGCUGAUGGGGCGCUGGAGGGCAAUGACAUGGAUGCAAUUGAAGGCGAUGACUUUGAGGGAAUCAUGGAUCUCAUCGGCAUGCAAGGUCCCAUCUUUGGACUUUUGCAGAACGGUGUGUUCUGUGCGCUCCUAAUUGCCUUUACUGUCGCUAUUGGCAUCUGGCUUCCCUACUUAUGGGGCAAGAUCGCUCUUGUUCUCCUGGCCAAUCCUUUUGAGCUAAUAGUUGGUGUUCCUAUGACUGCGCUCACUGUUGUCGCAGACGUUGCCCUUGACACUCUCAUUGGCGUUGUAGGCUACGUUAUGUACUGGCUGAGCUUUAUUUUCAAGGUUCUCCUCAGUCCAUUCGGUGCUCUUGUCCCUACCGUCGAAUGGGGUUUCCGAGGCAAAUCAAUCACCAGCACGUCGCUCUCCCUUAUCGAUAAAAGCACGGACCGGUUGAACAAGGUUGUUAAAGCGUUCCUGGUAUUCCAUGAGUCCGAUAUCCCCAUGUUCUCGGUGCUUUCACACCAGGCUCUCAGGCUGCACCAAGCCCGUGUUAUGACUCUACUACGGUCCAUAUUUGCCAUUAUCAAAUUCGUUCUACACGACUUCCCCCUUCGCCUGGUCACCCUCGGGAUCCCGGGAGCUUUGUCCUUUGAUCUCGACUUCUCCCAGCUAAAGAACGCCACAGUUCAAGUACAGCAGCACAUCAGCAACUUCACAAAGUCAUCGAUGUUCGCCAGCUCUGGGACACAAUUGAUGAAUGCAAGCACCAUCCGGACAGCCUCCGCAAAUGUACCCGUUGACUAUGAACUGGCUGUGUGGGAUACGAAAGAUCGUGUCAUUGCCAUUGCGAUGGGAUAUCUGCUGGCAACGAUGAUCGGUUUCCUGUACCUGCGUAUCACCGGACUACUCGCUGGGGCCAAUCGCGGCCAACGGAUUGAAGGGGUCGUGGCCGAGGUGCUUCUCCAGGCCGGUGGAGUCAUGAAGGUCAUUCUCAUCAUCGGCAUUGAAAUGAUCGUCUUUCCUCUCUACUGUGGUACCCUACUGGACGUUGCCCUGCUUCCUCUGUUUUCCAACGCGACAAUAGCCUCGCGGAUCGCCUUCACCAUUGGGUCUCCACUGACAUCUCUUUUCGUACACUGGUUCAUCGGCACCUGUUAUAUGUUCCAUUUUGCCCUGUUUGUGUCCAUGUGUCGAAAAAUAUUGAGGAGCGGUGUUCUCUAUUUUAUCCGUGAUCCGGAUGACCCGACUUUCCAUCCAAUCCGCGACGUUCUCGAGCGUAGCAUUACUACUCAGCUCCGGAAGAUCGCGUUUAGUGCACUUGUGUAUGGUGCACUGGUCAUUGUCUGCCUGGGUGGCGUGGUAUGGGGCUUGUUUUACGCAUUCGAUGGUGUUCUUCCCAUCCAUUGGUCGGCUAGUGCCCCUAUGCUCGAAUUCCCGGUGGAUCUGCUAUUCUACAAUUUCGUGAUGCCGUUAGCUAUCCAGUCCGUCAAACCUUCAGAUGGGCUGCAUGACCUACACCCAGAAGAAGAAGGGCGCCAUGUUCGACGAUCCUGGUGGAGUCUACUUUCUGGGAGCAAGGGUGACUGGGAACACCCGGUAAUCGGAGAGGAAGAGCAGGCUGCCGCAGAGAAAGAAGCCCGUGACGUGUAUUUCCUGCGGGAUGGCCGGUAUGUCCGCGCCCCUGCCUCCGAUCAGGUUCGCAUCCCGAAGGGCACGCAGGUGUUCUUGGACGUGACUGAGGACAAUGAACGUGUUGAUGGAAUGCCCGAUCCGGACAAUGGGCUCCAUGGCCGUACCAGCACUUCAUUCGCCAAGAUCUACAUUCCACCGCACUUCCGGACUCGCAUCGCUGCCUUUAUCUUGCUCAUCUGGCUGUUUGCCGCCACCACUGGGGUAGGCAUCACUGUUGUGCCGCUCGUCAUUGGGCGCAAGAUCACCUCCAUUUGCUUCUCCAGCCCAGUUCCUGUGAAUGACAUCUACGCCUUCUCCAGCGGCCUUUGCGCGGUCGGUGCUCUGUCCUACAUGGUAUACUACUGCCGGGCAGCCGUUCAAUUCCUGCGCGAAAACCGGGCAACGUACGUGCAAUCCCCGCGCGAGCUGGGUCUGCUUUUUGCCAGCCUUGCACUCGGUGCAGCCCGAAUAGUGUACAUUUCGACUGCCCUGGUAGUCCUGCUCCCGUCUCUCUUCGCACUGCUUACCGAGUUGUACAUCCUCAUCCCGGCGCAUACCUUCAUCGGCGAUGGACAGUCUCACAUCGUACAUGUUGUCCAAGACUGGACGCUGGGAGUGCUGUACGUACAGAUGGCCAUCAAGCUCACUUUGUGGCACCCCAACUCCUGGCCAGCGGCCGUGCUGAACGGCAUCUUCCGCGAUGGCUGGUUCAAACCGAAUGUCCAACUGGCGACGCGGGCCUUGAUUCUGCCGCUAGUCCUCUUCACCGCCGCGGCAGUAGCCGCCCCACUAUCAUUAGGUGGCGUGCUGUGGUGGACACUCUUCUAUACGCGUGUUGAGGCGCAGCCGGCCAUCUAUCGCUAUGCCUACCCAGCAACUUUGCUGUUCGUGUUGACCGCGUGGACUGUAAACCUGGCCCUGCGGCGGGUGGCGAUCUGGCGUAUCAACAUCCGCGACGAUGUUUAUCUGAUCGGCGAGCGGCUCCAUAAUUUCAGCGAGAAGCGGGCGCGAGACGUCGGUGUGUCGCGGCGGGUGAUUACGGGCUGA